AUGAAUGCGAACACUGCGGGUCUUCCUCGGCUUCCGGCUUGCCAAGUAUGUUACAGCCGAAAAGUGAAGUGUGAUAGUAGAAGGCCUAAAUGUGGCCCUUGUUCAAAGAAUGGCAUCGAUUGUGUCAUUCUAGAUCCUAAUGGAGGGCCCCCUAUUUCUAGAGAGUACAUACAUGAAUUAGAGCAGAGACAGCAACAGUACCUGGCCUAUACCGUUGAUGUAUCGGAUUGUGAGGACGAUGCCGUCUCUGAUUCGACUAGAACGACAUCACAGAACUUGGAGCAAGCAGAACCAGUCGAAACACCAUCCACAAUAUUACAAGGAGAUGGAUUAAGCUUUAUGACGCUCUUGUUCACAGAUGCAGAAUGGAGGAAGAGUAAUGCGGCUUUAUUGCGGCAAUUGGCGGACGCGACAAGGGCAGCCGAGCCGGCAGCUGAACCAAACCAACUUCCUUCGUUGGAGGAUGCCCGCUAUUUGUUUGAUAGUUACCUCAAAGGACCUCAGGUGCAAAAUCCCUUUUUGCUUCGGCAAGAUAUCCAUGGUCUUUUCGCUCGUGUUUUUGAAGAUAAUACCGCGAUGACAACACCCAGUAACCGUGAUAUGUUUCGUACCUUUAUGAUACUAGCGAAUGGUUCGGUAAUACCCCAUCGGAAUAAAACAUAUUCGCAGCAUCCGUUUGGUUACUACCUUACAGCCAUGCAGUACUUUGAUCCAUUCUUCUUGUCCGAUGGGCUAGAAGCUAUCCAGAAUCUCUUGUUGAUAUGCCGAUUUGGUAUUUAUUAUCAUAUAGGAACCUCGAUCUGGGAGAUUAUACGGCUAUGUAUGCGAUUAUGUAUCGAACAGGAGCUAGAGAGAAAAAGUAGAAAGCCAUUGGCUCUUCUCGACGAGCAACUUCGGCGUAGGAUCUUUUGGGUCUGCUACGUAACAGACAGAUAUAGCUCAACCACAUUGAAUAGGCCUUUUGCUAUAGCGGAUCAGGACGUCUCGGUGGGAUUGCCAGUAGAGGCGAGCGAUGACGAGAUAAUUGCUGCGACGCCGUCUGUUACGGAUUUGGAUUCGUUUUGCAGUCAGCAUAUUCCAACACGCCCUAACGAGAUGAGCGUCUUGCACGCUUGCGUGCGUCUAAGAAAAAUCACUUCUCAGAUCCACGACGAAGCAUCCCUACUUCUAAAAAUAAGCUCGAGCCCUGUCGCGGCAGAUAACGAACCUCCCUUUUUAGCUGCGGGGCGAGUAUAUGCUGUCCUGGAGCGCAUAACAAAAGAGCUCGAACAAUGGCGCAAUUCUGCGCCCAUAUUCAAUCGUCCUCGUUGCUUGUUUGAGAGAUACCAGUGGUACGACCUACUACAGGCCAGAGAAACGCUCCAGCUUGUCCGCAAAGCUGUCGACUUGGCCCCGAAGAAGAACGGUCUCCCACCCAAACACAUAGUGCUAUUAUGCCUGAAAUGCGCGAUUCGUACCAUUUUGCUAUACUCCGAGUUGUUCCAACAAUCCAUGGUCACGUACACUAGAAGCUAUUUUCAUAUGAUGUUUACAGCGGGGCUUUCUGUCUUAUUCUGUAUCUCCGCCUCAUCGGAUUUAGACUCGUUACUCGUGCAGGAGAGCCGUACCGCCCUAGCAUGUUGCGAGAGAACUGUUACACAAAUGUCAAGUCAGAUGCUCGAUGCUAGGCAUUACGUUCAGUUCUUUAAGGCGGUUUGCUUACACGUCUUUCCUGAUCCGGAUCGCGAUAAUCAGAUAAUAUAUGAUGAUUGGUCGAAUACCGGGGCGGUAUUAACAGGUCAUCCUGAACUAGCUCAAGUCCGGAACCAGGCUCGGUCGCCUUGGCCUUACUCUGGUAGUUGGGAAAGGCCGGUAUUUAGCGACUUGGAAUUCCAUAGCCGUGAGAUAGGUUUACAUCAUGCUUUGGGUCAAUCAAGCGCACUCGGAUCCAACCUGCCUCCCCACCAAGGAACAAGCAACUUUGUAUCAUCGGAGGGAGCCCGCAUUCAUAACGAUCCGUUGCAUUGGGGAUUUUUAGGCGAUGAUGCGUUAUGGAGUGUCGGACUAGGUAAUUACGUUUAUGGCGACUUGGCUGAACUCCAUGGUGUAGUUAACGGAAGUGGUUUUGGCUUCAGCCCUUCAUAA
Molecule: messenger RNA, 2124 nt
Organism: Hypoxylon trugodes
Lineage: Eukaryota; Fungi; Ascomycota; Sordariomycetes; Xylariales; Hypoxylaceae
Product: fungal-specific transcription factor domain-containing protein
Exons: 6
Coding region: 1-2124 (707 amino acids)
Biological process (GO): DNA-templated transcription; positive regulation of transcription by RNA polymerase II
Molecular function (GO): zinc ion binding; sequence-specific DNA binding; DNA-binding transcription factor activity, RNA polymerase II-specific
Source: RefSeq, a predicted model, not a curated record